CGUACAAAAGUAGAUUCGAAGUCAAUACAGAAGACAAACUUGAAGAUUUUAAAGAUUCCUUUGGAAAGAUCUUAAGUGAAGUUCAGAAUGUUUAUAAAGUUGCAGAGGAAAUUCACGAGAGAAUAAACAAAUUGGUGGAUAAUGGAAAUCGACGAUUUGUGGAUGAUGGAAGUCGACGAUUUGAUAUUAUAGUAUUUAUCAGAGAAGGGAUAUCCAGGGUUAUACAGUUUGCCGUAGACUUUUUUCUUGGAUCAGUUACUAAAUAUUUAGAAUAAAAAGUAAUAUAUGAAUAAACUUCCAUAUUUCUAUCAUAAUUAUUGUGUACCAAUAAAGCACUUUUACUGUACUAGUAUGUCUUUUUGUCAUGUCAUUAUUAGUAGACACUAUUGGUUGUAACAGUAAACGAUUCUUCUGAUCUUUUUAUCAAUAUGCAGUAACACUUAACAUUUUUAAAUUCAGCUUCUGAGGAAAUGACUUCGCGUGUUGUAACAUGAGUCCAAACAAGUAUGCAUGUACUGUAUCAAAACUUCAAAGAUAUGUUAAGAAUGACUCCAAUCAGAAAUCUGAGUUUCCUAUUGUUAGUAAACCUGAACCUUUUUCACUGUUACCGUUUCAUGCACGCUGGAGAGUGUACAACAGAAAUAUUCUAAUGCUAUAAUUACAAAUAAUUUCUCGAUUCGCACAUGGUAUGGAGUGAAUAUUGGACUAUUUAUCAGUUAUCGACAAGUCGUGGAUUAUUUGUUUGCAAGAACAAUGGAUUUAAAAGUGUGUAUAUUUUGUCUAGUUGUAUAUACAGCUUAUUUGUAUCACUGUAUUCUGGUUCUGCAUGAUAAAUUAGAGUACAAGAGUUAUACAAUUGAUACAGUGAAACGAAUUCAGGAUGCUAUAAUUAGAGAAGAGGAACAACAAAAGUUCAAGCUUGACGAACUACGGACUAAAAUUGUCAACAUCAAAUAUGAUAAUCUAGAAUUCCGACAAAAAAUCGAAAGGACAAUUUUACAAAUGCAAGCCGAAAAUAUGAAAGAUUUCAAAGAUUUACUUACAAGACUUCAAUCUGAUCAUGAUGGUGUCAAAGACGAACUUGAAGAAAUUAAGAAAAAUCUUAAAGAAACCUUUGGAAAAACAUUUGAAGAAAUUGAGGAAGCUUAUAUAGUCUCUAAAAACAUACUUGAAAGAAUAAAUAAAUUGGAAGUUAAUGAAAAUCGUCGACAGGAUACCGGAGUUUUAUGGAUGAUUAAACAAGGAAUAUCAAGGCUUGCACAGUUAGCAUGGAACUUUUUUCUUGGACAAAAAACUGGAUAUUUAGAGUAAAAUGUAAUAAGACAUCAGCAUACUCACGAUGUGCUGUUGAUGAAUAAAUUACUUUUACGGAUUGUCCUUUUGACAUAGUUACAAAGAGUAACCACAUACAACAAUCCUAUACGAUAAUAAUAGAAAAUGCAUAGCAAUUCAGCAUAUCUAAUUUUAAAUAAUGUAUAAAAUAAUUUAGAUGAACAGAUAAACAUUGAACAACUUUCUUCUAAAUUUUUGAAGGAGCAAUAUGUUUUGUGUACUGUU
Messenger RNA from Mytilus californianus (California mussel), 1557 nucleotides. RefSeq lists its product as uncharacterized. Bases 754 to 1311 code for a protein of 185 amino acids. NCBI's taxonomy places the organism in Eukaryota, Metazoa, Mollusca, Bivalvia, Mytilida, Mytilidae. The transcript has 2 exons. The record is from RefSeq and is a predicted model, not a curated record.